Sphaeroforma arctica JP610 is the source of this 723-nucleotide messenger RNA. RefSeq lists its product as hypothetical. The record is from RefSeq and is a predicted model, not a curated record. The coding region runs from base 1 to 723 and encodes 240 amino acids. The transcript has a single exon. Lineage: Eukaryota; Ichthyosporea; Ichthyophonida.
AUGACAGCCCCCACUACCACCGAUGCCACAAGCGACUGGCGCAUGAUCGAUACGUGCCCAGAACAUAUUGACACAGCGAACAGCGACAUGGGGCUCUCGUCCAUCCACGUUGUGGGCGAUCGGUCAGUGACGGGGACGUUCUUCAGCGCCAGGGAUAUCGCAGACCUGGUGGGUGUGGAAAGUCCAGAGAGCGUCUACGAUUCGAUCCCGCACGAACACAGGGUGAAAAUCAAAAUCGCCGAUGCCUGGGCCGUCUACCUCGAUACAGCGGGAUUGAUAAUGUGUCUCGUGUCCUCCGAGUGUGGACGAAAGACCACGUACAUCCAGCGGGUCAUGAACAACAUUACCACACACUCGGUUGGUGCUUGCCGCCUCUCGGAACUCGCUGCCGAGCUCGAACGCGUGAAGCGCGAAGCCGCCGCCGCCAGCAAGGCCCACGAUGAGGCGAGGGCCUUCGAUGCAAGGCGCGCCCGUCAGCUCGCCGAGGCGACCGCGCGCGAGAUGGAAGGACUCCGGGCGGCCCUCAAGGCCGCCGAGGAGGCUCGUAAGGCCGCCGAGGAGGCUCGUAAGGCCACCGAGGAGGCUCUCGCUGCGUCACAGGCACAGCUCGCCGCGUUGCAGACACAGCUCGCCGCGUUACAGGCACAGCUCGCCGCGUCACAGGCGCAGCUCAUUGAGCUCGCCAUGACGACACCGGCACGCAAGAGGGUCAAACGAGCAUGA